CGUUGAUUAUUUAUCGUUAGUCUCGCUCUCGUCUGUUUAUAAACUUUGAAAUUCCAACUAAAGAACAUAACGUUUAAUCUCCUAGUCUUCUAAUACGGGUAUUUCAUAAUAAACGUUUUGUGUCCAUAAAAUGUCAAUUUCUGAUUGACUAUUCGGUAAUUAGUUUAUUAGCGUAGCGUGACAAGUGCAAAUAACGUGUCAGUGAAUGACCGGCUUUGUUUUUCAUAACGCUGAGCCAAGAAAUUUACAUAUUAAUAGAUAUGUUCGUCAAGGGAAUCUUUGCAAAUAGGGGGAGACGUGUCUAGAAGGGUAUUCACGACACGGUGGAUAAUUAGGACGAGAGGCAAGGAUUUCGUUUGACAAUUUAGAUCAUCCCUUGGGGCGAAACGAUAAUAGAUACAUCAUACAUCGACUGUUAAAUGAACGGCUGUGUGCCUUCUUUCCCCCUUCCCUUUCUUGCCCUUUCUUCGGGUCCCUAUAAAAUAAAGCGCACUUGACUUCAAUGGCACAUUCAACGUCUUUCCGUCUUCGCAUAUUCGUGUCUUCACGUUAUCACAUUUUCUUAUUCUGGUAAAGAGAGAAUCGUCAUUGUUAUUUAAUCUUACGCAACUAGAAACACUUGGAAGAAUAUCUUAGGGUCAGCAUUAAUUAUCUACGAGGCAAGAUGCUUGCCGCACAAACUAUCCGCAUAGCCGUGCUGCUUGCCAUUGUUCUUCUGUACGAUAAAUGUUCCGGUUAUCCUUCGGUAAGACAAAAACAAGAGAUGGCCCUUUGCACAGGAUGCGGCGACUUUUGCCACAAAUGCGAAUAUGGUGUUGUAAUAUCAAAUGCUUGCGGGGUUCCGCAAUGCGCAAAGGGACCCGAUGAACCUUGCGGAGGACGGGGAGAACGGCUUGGUAUUUGCGCCGAAGGCAUGAGCUGUAUAUGUAACCAAUGCUUCGGUUGUAGUUCGGAGAAGUUAAAAUGUUCCAAAAUUAAAGAUCCUUGUUGGCGUGAUUUUAACAUACCAGUAAGGCGGCCUGCUAUCAUGUAAAUCGAUAUGAUUGAUGAUCAUUUAUCGUGAAUCGGACGGUCACUUACACUUACCUAUCGAAGCGAACACCUGAAAUAUUUCUAAUUCUGUACACGUACGACGAUCCAACCAGGUGCCAGUUAACAUUAAGUUAAAUGCACGAUGGUUAUACUUUGCCAAUAUUUCAUUUACCCUUAAACACGCGCGUCGAAUGAUAAACCACUAUAACGAUACUACGAUUGGUCUUUAGCGACAGUUCGAAUCCAAUUGGAGAAGUCUAAUUUUAACGAUAAUUGAAAACGAUAAACGCGAUGAUUAGUUGCAUCUACAUAUGUAUAUCUUAUAUGCAGUUAACAAAGUGUGGAAAUGAAAAGGAGAAAUGAACGCGUUACGAAGGUGUAAAAUGAAAGGUGAAGGAGAUGCGAACGAGAGAAAGAGAGAGAGAUGAAAUACGUAGGAGAAAUAGAAUAGAAGAGAAUAAGGAGUGAAAUAUCGAAAGCAAGAUUACUGUAAUAUUAUUCGCUUUGCUCUCUUUUCUUGAUUUUUCUUUAGUCUGAUUAUUUACGUCACGCGUAAAAAAAAAAUAACGAUUCAAUCAAUUGUAGAUCAAUGUGUGUACGUUAUACAUUGUACAUUAUUCCUGACAAUUAAUUGAUAUUUGACAAUAAUUAAUAUUUUCAAUUUUGCGGAAUGUGAAAGAAGAAGGAGGAAAGGAAGAAAGAUAUAGUAUUAGAUGCAUUCGUUUUUACUUUUCAUAAAUAUAUUUUAUUAAUAAAUUUAUGUGCCAUAUGGGUACCGUUGAAACACGCAAGAACGCUAGGACAUUACGAACGAUAAAACACUUUGAUUUUGAACAAAAUAUUUUUAUAUCAGACGCUGUGUCAGAAAUACUAAUUGUCUCGUCAAUGUAUCAUUACUGCGUAUCUUACAUUUCGUAAAUAAAAAUGAAACGGAUCAUUCAAUCUCGUUGAUAAAUACUUGCUAUGUAACGUUUAAUUUCCUAAUACUUUCCCGACUUUCUACCGAUUUUGUCACGUCUUAUUAACGUUUCCUACUAUUGCUCAUCGUUUCCUUCCUUGGAAGAGAGAAAGAAUAGUCUGCUUGACCGUGCAGACACAAUGAUUUAUCUCAUUUAGUUUA
Molecule: messenger RNA, 2152 nt
Organism: Bombus pyrosoma
Lineage: Eukaryota; Metazoa; Arthropoda; Insecta; Hymenoptera; Apidae
Gene: Qbp-1
Product: neuroparsin-A-like
Exons: 4
Coding region: 665-1033 (122 amino acids)
Source: RefSeq, a predicted model, not a curated record